This is a messenger RNA of Ilex paraguariensis (yerba mate), 531 nucleotides long. Lineage: Eukaryota; Viridiplantae; Streptophyta; Magnoliopsida; Aquifoliales; Aquifoliaceae. The record is from the annotation of a GenBank genome assembly.
AUGAGUGUCCUCUAUUCCGGAAGGUGUUAUCUACAAAAGCGUGUUCUCAACAUCUCAAGAGACCCUGCGGUUAGGGCAUUGCGUGCCCAAACUGAUAAGAGGGAAUAUGCUUUGGAAAUGAAAAAAAUUGUGGAGAGCUCUCCAAACCUUUCUAUUAGAGAGGCAAUGGUGACAGAUAUCUUGUUGGGAAAGAAUGACAGUGUGGAAGGUGUUCGCACAUUUUUUGGAAUGAACUUCUAUGUGUCUUCUGUCAUUCUCACAACUGGCACUUUUAUGAGUGGAAAAAUUUGGGUUGGUAGAACUUCUAUGCCAGCAGUAAGAGCUGGUGAGUCAGCUUCUGUUGGCCUCACGGAAAAUUUGCAGCGCCUUGGAUUUGAAAUUGACCGAUUGAAAACUGGCACCCCGGCACGUGUGGACAUUCGUACCAUAGAUUUCUCUGGAUUGGAGCCCCAGCAGGGAGAUCAAGAGGUCCUUUCAUUUAUUGUCAUAUGUAGGUUCCAUAGUUUUAAUUCCAUGAGGCAUGUUUUCUGA